UGCACUCUUGCUCAGAAAAAUAAACCAUGGAGGCUCUCAGACUAGAAGCUGGAGCAUUAGGGUCCCUCUCAGGGGGUUCCACCCCGCUCAAGGCCCUUCUCCCUGGGGCAGAGGGCUUCGUCCUUCCCCCUGGAGAUCCAGAGCUGUGCCGGGAGCAUGGAGAGAAGUUUACCUUGUUCUGUGUGGAUGACCUGGAGCCAGUGUGCAGUCAGUGUGGACUGACUGAGACCCACGAGGGGCACAGAGUCUACCCCAUAACGGAGGCUGUACCUGACUGUAAGGGGGAGCUGAACACUUCACUGGGGAAGCUGCUAGGGAAGAGCAGGAGGUUUGAGAAGGUUACGCGGAUCUUUGAACACGCCUCCCAACACAACCAGAGCCAUGCCCAGCAGACAGAGAGACAGAUAAAGGAGGAGUUUGAGAAGCUGCACCAGUUCCUGAGAGAGGAGGAGGGGGCCAGGCUAGCAAGGCUGAGGGAGGAAGAGGAGGAGAGGAAUAGAGUGAUGAAGGAGAAGAGAGAGAGAAUGGGAAAAGAGAUGGAGCUGCUGGCUAAAACCAUCCGAGAGAUCGAGGAAGAGAUGAAGGAAGACAGGGAUGACAUCGCCUUUCUGCAGAAUUACCAGGAGACAGUAAAGAGGACGUGGCAGAGUCAUGGGGAGCCAGAGGAGGUGUGUGGUCCUCUGAUAGACGUGUCUAAACACCUGACCAACCUCCGCUACACCGUCUGGAACGACAUGCUGCACAUAACCCCUUACACUCCAGUAACCCUGGACCCGACCACGUCCUGCCCAUCUCUGGUCCUCUCCCCUGGGCUAACCUCUGUCCAGCUGGGAAAGGAGAGGAUCCAGAUCCAGCCCGCUAACCCGGAGAGAUUUGACCCGAUCAACUGCACUCUGGGCUGGGAAGGAUUCAGCGCCGGCACCCACUGCUGGACAGUGGAGGUUGGAGAGAGCAGCAACUGGACAGUUGGUGUGGCCAGCCAAUCGGUGCGUAGGAGGGAGGAGUUUGAGGCGUGUCCGGAGGAGGGGCUAUGGACCCUCAGCCUACGGAAUGGGACGUACCGUGCCAUGACCACACCCUGUACCACCCUCCCUCUGGACUGGUCCCACCCCUUUCACAGGAUCAAGAUGUUUCUGGACUGGGAGGAGGGUCAGGUGGAAUUCUGGGACGCGAUGAGGGACAAACUCCUGUUCACCUUCACGCACCGCUUCACAGAGACGCUGUAUCCGUACUUCGAGAGCAGCUGUUCUAAGUGCUGGCUAGUGGUGUUACCCCAGAGAGUGUAUGUGGAGGUAAAGCUAGAUCCUAUCCCUGAGGAUGACGAUGGAGACCAGAUCCCACACGACGGAUCAUCCAAUGAGGGAGAGGAUACCAAGAUUAGAUCCACUGACGACAGCAAGCUGACAGAAACCGGAUCCCCUGUCGAAGCCCAGAUCUCAAUGACCGGAUCUCCCAAGAUCUCAACCACUGACCAGAACCACGAGACAAGAUCCCCUGACAAAACGUCAAACACCGGAUCCGCUCAAAUGAUGGGCCGGAUCCCAAAGACUAAAUCCACCGGAAAGGGAAAGGGCAAGAUCCCACACACUGGAUCCGCUGUUCAGAAGCAGAUUACCAACACCAGAUCCAAUGGAAGCUACCACAUCACAAAGGAUAGGCCGCUAGUCCAGGUCAGGAGGACAGGAUCCACUGAAUGAUCCACUGAGAGAUCCACUGAGA
Messenger RNA from Salmo salar (Atlantic salmon), 1719 nucleotides. NCBI's taxonomy places the organism in Eukaryota, Metazoa, Chordata, Actinopteri, Salmoniformes, Salmonidae. The record is from RefSeq and is a predicted model, not a curated record.